This is a messenger RNA of Chenopodium quinoa (quinoa), 1599 nucleotides long. RefSeq names its product shewanella-like protein phosphatase 1. The coding region runs from base 151 to 1359 and encodes 402 amino acids. The record is from RefSeq and is a predicted model, not a curated record. NCBI's taxonomy places the organism in Eukaryota, Viridiplantae, Streptophyta, Magnoliopsida, Caryophyllales, Amaranthaceae. Gene Ontology annotation, molecular function: hydrolase activity. The transcript is spliced from 9 exons.
AAGGGAUAGAGGGAGUAGUUAAUUUACUUUAAUACGGAAUAAAAGAACAAAAAGAUGUGCAUAACCUUAAUAAUUCCUGGUUUGUGUGCCCUGUAAAUUAGCUAACAGUGGCAGUGAUAUGUGGAGUAAACCGAAGAACACCAAACUUCAAUGGCUUCUCUAUCUCUUUGUUUAAAACCAUUCAAAUUUUACCCCGUCAAAUUUUCUCUCUCUCAAAAUUUUAAAACCCCAGUAAAUUACAAUAACAUAAUCAGUUAUAGUAAUAAUGACAAUUUUAAUUUCAAUGUUAAAGGUAAAGAUUUGAAGCCCAUAAUUAUCACCGGCAAUCCUCCCACUUUCGUCUCUGCUCCUGAUCGCCGUAUUGUCGCCGUGGGGGAUUUGCAUGGAGAUUUGUCUAAGGCAAGAUGGGCGCUCAACAUGGCCGGAGUCUUGAGUUCAGAUGGUCGAGACUUGUGGACUGGUGGCGAGACGGUGUUGAUACAGCUUGGAGAUAUACUUGAUCGAGGGGAGGAUGAAAUAGCUAUCUUGUCAUUGUUGCGGUCUCUUGAUAUUCAGGCAAGAGUGGAAGGAGGAGCUGUCUUCCAGGUCAAUGGAAAUCACGAAACCAUGAACAUAGAAGGUGAUUACAGAUACGUUGAUUCUGGGGGAUUUGAAGAGUGCGUGGAUUUCCUGGAGUACCUGAAUGAGUGUAAUCACAAUUGGGAUGAAGCUUUCAUUGGCUGGAAUACUGUUUCAGAGAGGCGGAAAGAAGAUUGUCGAAAAUACCAAAAUAACUUUGAUCCUUGGAAUCUAGUCAAGAGGCAGAGAGGAGUUAUUGCCCGGUCAGUCCUCCUUCAACCAGGAGGCCGACUUGCUCGUGAAUUAGCACGGCAUCCCAUUGUCCUUAAGGUUAAUGAUUGGGUCUUUUGUCACGGAGGACUUCUUCCUCACCAUGUUGGUUAUGGCAUAGAGAGGAUGAACAAAGAGGUUUCCCAUUGGAUGAGAGUGGAGAAUGACAAUGACGAUACUACAUCCCCUCUUCCUUUCAUUGCCACCAGGGGAUAUGAUAGUGUUGUUUGGAAUCGCUUAUACUCGAGAGAUACUUCAGAUUUGGCUGAAUAUGAAAUUAACCAGAUACAUGAAAUGCUUGAAGAAACUUUACGGGCUCUAGGUGCUAAAGCGAUGGUGGUGGGUCAUACCCCUCAGAUUAAUGGGGUGAAUUGUGAAUAUAAUUGUAGCAUAUGGCGCGUUGAUGUAGGGAUGUCUAGUGGAGUUCUUGAUUCAAGACCAGAGGUUUUGGAAAUCAACGGCGACAAAGCAAGAGCAAUUAGAAGCCAUGGUGAUGCGUCCAAUGAAUUACAUGUUCUCAGCUACAUAUAAAACAAAAGAAAAAAGUAACUGAAAUGGGAGCAAUGUGAUUAAUUUGGCCAAUCUUGUAAAUAUUGAGCCAAUAUGUUUGUUUGUUGAUAAUAAUGGUUUUGUGUUUAUUACUGAUUUCAGUCAAAGAUCACAAGAUGAAGACAAUUGUACUACCACUUAAGUUAAAUUGUCUUUGUUUACAAGAGGUUGAGUUUUCAAUAAUUCAUGACAUGCAUGGUUAACUCGACACAUGCAAAAAUC